Molecule: messenger RNA, 1478 nt
Organism: Gallus gallus (chicken)
Lineage: Eukaryota; Metazoa; Chordata; Aves; Galliformes; Phasianidae
Gene: CHIR4B5
Product: leukocyte immunoglobulin-like receptor subfamily B member 1
Exons: 6
Coding region: 130-1269 (379 amino acids)
Source: RefSeq, a predicted model, not a curated record
AGGUGACUGCCUGUGUGUGGCAUCCCAACAGGGACUGCAGUUCCAGCUUCAUGCAGAGAAGCCCAUGGCGUAUCCCCAAAGACACCACCUCCUUGGGGACUGCAAUUGCAACACUGAGGAGGUGACAUCAUGUCACUUCUUGUCCCUUGGAAACUGAAAGCAGCUCUCCGGCCACUUCCUUUCUCUGCUGCAGUCUCACUGUCACAAGCUGCUCCUGCCUCAUGGCAUCAAUGGCGGUGGACCUCAUCCUGGGUGAGUGACCAUGGGGAUGUGUUGCCAUGGGGGUUGGUGGCCCUGAUUGGGACCAGGACCGUUUCCCUUGCAGGUUGGUGGCUGGUGGCAGCGAGCAGGGCACAGCAAUUGCCCCAACACUCCCUGUCGCUGCACCCCAGCCAGGGGGUGUCCCUGGGGGACACUGUCACCCUGCGCUGCCACCUGCCCCAGCCAGCUGCCUGGGUCGAGCUGUACCAGGAUGGACAGUGGAGAUCCAUCAAGGAAAUGGACCAGGAGCAGGAAAUGGCUGAGUUCUCCUUGGCUGGCAUAAAGAGGGAAGAUUCGGGGACAUAUCAGUGCCAGUACCAGGGGUUGGAGCCUGCAGGGAGAUCAAAGCAGAGUGACCCCGUGGAGCUGUUGGUGACAGAUCACAGCUAUCCCCCACCUGGCAUUUCCCUGAGCCCCAAAGAACAUGUGGAGAUGGGGAGCAACAUCACCAUCCAGUGCUGGAACAAGAAGUAUGGGGCCGCCUUCCUCCUGCACAAGGAUGGGCACUCAGCCCCUAUCCAGCAGCAGGACCCCGAUGAUGGGGGCACUGCCACCUUCACCCUCUUCGGGGUAAACACAGCUGACUCCAGCACCUAUAGGUGCUCCUACCGCAUCGGGGGCUCCUACCUUCUGUUCUCACCCCUUGGGGAUAAUGUGACCCUGGAAGUGAUUCCCAGACCUGCACCCCCAGGUGUCAAUGGGGGUCCCAGCAGGAAACUGGUGGCAGCAGUGUCGGGGGCCUGUGUUGCUGCCAUUGUCAUCAUCAUCGUCCUCACUGCCUCUUUGCUCCUUGUUGCCCAGAGAAGACAAAUGCAGACUGAUUUGAGGCCUGGUGCCACCUCCAGAAGCCCUGAGGCCAUGCAGUUCCAGGUGUCCCCCGGCGACAGCGAGGGUCUGACCUACGCCCAGCUGCAAGCUGUGACCCCCAGCACCCACCCCCCCAACUCUUCUACCACCCCUGAACCCCCCAUUAUCUACGCUGAGGUGGGCACGCGGGGACCCUGCUGAUGCCCCCAGAUGUGUACGCAAACACGGGUGUGUUGUGCGCACACAUGGACUUCAAGGGUGCACAGUGCCAGUGUGCUCGGUGUGCUCACCAUCACGUGUGAAUUACAGCCAUGUAGCUGUGCGUGUGAACACGUGGAUGUGUAUUAAACGGGUGUGCACCAUCCCAUGUGUACAACAGGUGUACAAACACACGUGUGGGACACGCUGAA